GACAUUUGACAUAACAAGAACUUCAAAUUUUGAAUUAUGAAAAUAAAGUUCGUUGUACAUUCAACAAAAUAAUUAAAACGAUCUUGAGUGUAGUUCCUAGUAUAUUAAUGUAACAAUAUCAUUACAACAAUGGCCAUGUACUCAGCAGAUGAAAAUCUUAGUGAUGACGAAGUAUAUUUUGGAAAGUUAUCUUUAAAAGAAGUAAAGAAACGUAUUUUAUGCAAUAAUUUUCGGCAAACUUUUUCGUGUUCUACUGAUAACGAUAAAUUUGUAAACGACGAAAGUAUUAGUGUCAUCGAGACGCAUUCGGAGCCCGAUAUAUAUUCCGGUAGAAACGCCAACGCGGUCUUAGAUCGUUAUUCAAAUGCUAACUCUAUUCCAAGGGCUCCUUCAGACUGGGAUGUUAAAUCUACAGAUGAUAGUUUUUUAAAACUAGAAGAAAUGGUAACUGAAAUGUAUACAUCCCCAAAGACAAAUGUGAAUAAUGUAUUAGAUAAUACUUUAGAAGUCGUCGAAUAUAUUUUGAAUAAUGCUCAUUUGAAUGAUAACGAAAAUAAAAAAGCUGAGGGCAAUAUUAGUCAAACAGAAAAAGAAACUAAAAGUAACAUUCCAGAAAUAUUUACAAGUACAAUAAACGGUAAUAAUGAUAUAGAAAUAAAAAAAGAAAAUUUAAGUGAAAAGAAUGUAAAAGAACAUGGAAAUAAAAAUAUUGAAUCUAAAACAAUAACUGAUGUACAAGUAGAAAAAUUAUAUGAAACACCUUUAAAAUCCUGUAACUCGCAGAAACAUGUUCAAAGUGUAAAGACUGAAGGUAUAUCAACACCAUUUGUUGAAACAAAAUGUUCUAAGGAAAUAUUUAAAACACCAAAGAAUCCCUUAUCAUCGAAAAAGUAUCAACUGUCGUCUACAAAGAGAACACCUGGUAAAAUUAAUGCCUAUCAACAUAUUACUAGUCCUGUAGCAUCAUAUAUCAAGAAUGGUCCACAAGUUCCACUGUUGAGGGAUGUACAUCCAAAAAAACCCUUACCUGGUUUAUCAUCUAUUCCUAAGUUUGUAAAAAGCACAAGUGAUAUUAAAUUAGGCAAUAAAGAAAAUGUCUUGCUACCCUCGCUUGCUUAUAGAAGUGCCAAAAAAACGAAAGUGAUAACAAUACCUGACAAAGAGAAGUUGCCAGAGAGUCCAUGGGCUAAAAGAGUAGCUUCUUCGUUACCAAAACCUGUCAUAAUUAAACAUGAUCAUAGAGAAAUGAAUGCAGUGAAAAAGUCUCUGUUAUCACAUCAAGAAGACAGCUUCGCCGACCUAACACUACACCAAGCGGAUUUGUCUGUGUGUACUCAAAAAUCUGCUGUAAAUAAGCCCUUAUAAGUCUGACUUUAUUAUAUUGAAUUUUGACUAAUAAAAAUAGUAUUUCAAAUGAUGUAUUUUCAAUAUAACCGAAAGGCAUAUAAUAUAAU
Vanessa tameamea is the source of this 1454-nucleotide messenger RNA. RefSeq lists its product as uncharacterized. The transcript has 3 exons. Bases 130 to 1365 code for a protein of 411 amino acids. The record is from RefSeq and is a predicted model, not a curated record. Lineage: Eukaryota; Metazoa; Arthropoda; Insecta; Lepidoptera; Nymphalidae.